This is a messenger RNA of Dictyostelium purpureum, 426 nucleotides long. RefSeq lists its product as uncharacterized. Lineage: Eukaryota; Evosea; Eumycetozoa; Dictyosteliales; Dictyosteliaceae. The record is from RefSeq and is a predicted model, not a curated record. The transcript has a single exon. The coding region runs from base 1 to 426 and encodes 141 amino acids.
AUGAAUAAAGAGAAUUUAAACUUUACACCUUCUACUAAUAUAACCAUAAAUAAUAAUAAUAAUUACAAUAUUGUUAGUGUUAGUAAGGAAAAUAAUUUAAUUGGGGAAAAUUCAAAUUUUUCAAAUACCACAACCACAUUAUUAACCGAUCAAAAUACAAUUAAUAAUAAUAAUAAUAAUAAUACAAAUAAUAAUACAAAUAGUAAUUUUGGCUCAUUACAAAUAAUGGAAAUUUUAGAUAACCAAGAUUUAAAUUCAAAUACAGAAGAAUAUUAUUUAUUUUUAUUGGAACUUUCCUCUAUUGUCAGAUCAUCCUCAUUUACAUCUGGUUACAUUUUAAGGAGUUGCUCCAAUUCUACAAGGAUAUCAAAUUAUUUAAAAAUAUUGAUUGGAAAUUAUAAUAAAAAAAAAAUUAUCAAUAAAUAG